GAUGGAGAGGGACUGUACGGAUGUUAUAUCAAACGGUGCUGGGAGGUUGGAUGAUGGAGAGCACUGUACAAGUGCCACACCCAGUAUCUCCUCUUAUAGAUUUUGGAGGGAAAUGCAGUUACGCCUCUGUUUUUGUGCGUAUAAACAAGAUUCUCUCUCCUCAUUUCACCAAAUUUUCACUUUGAAACUCUGUCUGCAACUCUAGUUCGAUUUCAGAAACAAUCGGGAAAUUAGGGCAAAACCGGUGAUCGUCACUGUUUCUUCAAUUUUACAGCUCAAAAACUUCAGAUUUCCUUCGGUGUCGGUCCUGCUUGACCUAAUAAAUGGACUCUAAGUAUCAGCUGAUUGAGAAGAUUGGAGAAGGCGGAUUUGGUGUGGUUUACAAGUGCCGUGAACGCGCGACCAAUAAAACUGUAGCUAUGAAGAGGAUUAUCUUUAUAGAUCAAGAUGAAGGUGUCCCCAGUUCAGUAAUAAGAGAAAUCUCACUUUUGCAGGAACUGAAUCAUGGCAAUAUAAUCAGGUUACUUGAGGUAAUAAACAAUUGGGCAGGCGUGGAUCUCAUUUUUGAGUAUCUGGACCUUGAUCUAUCAAAGUUCAUUGCAUCUUAUCCUGAGGUUGCAAAGGAUCGACAAAAAAUAAAGGGUUUUCUCUCUCAGAUUCUCUGUGGUGUUGCUUAUUGUCAUUCUCAUAAAAUACUCCAUCGGGAUUUGAAACCUGAUAAUUUGCUGAUAGACGGCAGCAACAGUGUAGUGAAGAUUGCUGACUUUGGAUUGGCCAGGGCAUUUGGUGUUCCUCUUAGGAACUACACUGGCAAGGUUGCAACUUUAGCAUACAAGGCACCCGAACUCCUGCUUGGUGCCAAUUACUCCACUCCGGUUGAUAUGUGGUCUGUGGGGUGUAUAUUUGCUGAGAUGGUGACUGGUCAGCCUCUGUUCCAAGCACAAUCUGAAUUUAAUGUAUUGAUGGAAAUAUUCAGAAUGUUUGGUGUGCCAACUGAAGCAACCUGGCCUGGAGUGACUUCAUUAUAUGUCUACAUUACUAAAAUGAUCGCGUUCCCCACUAUUGUCACACGAAACCUUGCAACCGAGGCCACUGGAGUUGGAGCUGUUGGAUUGGAUCUUCUUUCAAAAAUGCUGAUCUUGGAUCCAAGUAGAAGGAUUACUGCUUCUGAUGCACUUCAGCAUGCAUACUUCCGUAAUUGAGCUCCGAAUGGUUGGAUGGUUCGUUCAUCCAUGUACUCUCUGCAUCUAUGGAACUCGAUUCUUCUUUUCCCCUCCACUAUUAAAACUGCGUACAUAACUUGCACUCGUUACUGCUGUUCUACUGAAACUGUUACGAUAACAAGGUCUUGAAUCUCACCAAAAAGUAGGUGGAAUAUCAUCUCUCCUUGUUUGGUUGUGUGGAAAUAUUAUGACACCAGAGGUGGAGGGUAUUGUUGCUAAUGCUUGGUUUCGGCUUUUAUAUCUUUUUUUGCCACAAAUUUACCGAGCCGUAGUCAUCUUCAAUGUGCUUUGUAGUGGUGACAAAGCCGGUCUCUCCCUGAUAUUUGCCUCUCCCAGGUAAAUGGACAUAAAUGGGGGGUCUCAUGAAUGAGAGACUACUACUUUGUGCUUUCAUCUAUUUGUCUUGCUUUUAUCUUUUUCCUUUACCAGUGAUGGUGUUCAUCAGAGUUAGAGAAUCUUAUAAGCAGCUUAACGAGGCUAAUUGGAGCCCUUGGGAAAACAGGAAUGUUAUGUUUGGGUGCACCAAAAUUCGGUGACGCUAAACAUGAGAAUUUGUCCGUUUAUACGUCUAAAAACCAAACGAGUCAUGAGAAUGCAGAUUGAUUAUGAAUGAAUU
Molecule: messenger RNA, 1839 nt
Organism: Cornus florida
Lineage: Eukaryota; Viridiplantae; Streptophyta; Magnoliopsida; Cornales; Cornaceae
Product: cell division control protein 2 homolog 2-like
Exons: 9
Coding region: 324-1202 (292 amino acids)
Biological process (GO): protein phosphorylation; signal transduction; regulation of meiotic cell cycle
Cellular component (GO): cyclin-dependent protein kinase holoenzyme complex; nucleus; cytoplasm
Molecular function (GO): ATP binding; cyclin binding; cyclin-dependent protein serine/threonine kinase activity
Source: RefSeq, a predicted model, not a curated record